Molossus molossus (Pallas's mastiff bat) is the source of this 1391-nucleotide messenger RNA. RefSeq names its product monocyte to macrophage differentiation associated 2 (gene MMD2). The record is from RefSeq and is a predicted model, not a curated record. Gene Ontology annotation, cellular component: membrane. Bases 54 to 794 code for a protein of 246 amino acids. Gene Ontology annotation, molecular function: pore-forming activity. NCBI's taxonomy places the organism in Eukaryota, Metazoa, Chordata, Mammalia, Chiroptera, Molossidae. The transcript is spliced from 7 exons.
UGCGCCCGAAGUUCGCGUCCGGGCCGGGGCUGCGCGCCCAUGGAACCGCCGCGAUGCUCGGGCCCCGGCUCCUGGAUUUCCAGAAGACCAAGUACGCCAGGUUCAUGAACCGCCGGGUCCCCGCCCACAAGAGGUACCAGCCGACGGAGUACGAACAUGCGGCCAACUGCGCCACCCAUGCUCUCUGGAUCGUCCCCAGCAUCCUCGGCAGCUCCGUCCUCUACUUCCUGUCCGACGACGCCUGGGAGGCCAUCUCUGCCUGGAUCUACGGCCUCGGCCUCUGCGGGCUCUUCGUGGUGUCCACUGUGUUCCACACCAUCUCCUGGAGGAAGAGCCACCUCAGGAUGGUGGAGCACUGUCUGCACAUGGGUGACCGCAUGGCCAUCUACUUCUUCAUAGCGGCCUCCUACGCGCCCUGGCUGAACCUCCGGGAGCUGGGUCCCUGGGCCUCUCACAUGCGUUGGCUGGUCUGGAUCAUGGCCUCUGGGGGCACUGUCUAUGUCUUCUUCUUCCAUGAGCGGUACAAGCUCGUGGAGCUGCUGUGCUACGUGGUCAUGGGCUUCUUCCCCGCCCUGGUCAUCUUUUCAAUGCCCAAUACCGAGGGCAUCUGGGAGCUGGUGACCGGAGGGGCUUUCUACUGCCUGGGCACUGUGUUCUUCAAGAGUGACGGGAGGAUCCCCUUUGCCCACGCCAUCUGGCAUCUCUUUGUGGCUUUUGGUGCUGGCACCCACUACUAUGCCAUCUGGAGGUACCUCUAUCUGCCCAGCACCCUGCAGGCCAAGGUGUCCAAAUGAGGUGGCCCAGACUGCAUCACGGGAAGCGUUUCUGCGAACGGCGGCCCGGAGCACCGUGCCCAGGCCCGGCCGCCCUCCCACGGGCAGAGCUCUUGCGGGGCCUGAGGUGACUUCUGGGGGCAGCCACACGGUCCCUCGGGUCCCGAGUGAGAAGCAAGCCGUUAGUCAUUGUUCAGAGGAGCAGUGAACCCUGUCAUGUUUCUACUCUAGACGAGCGUCUCCUGAUACAGUGGACAUCACCACCUCGGGGAGGGGUGGGCGCUGCCCUGCAGAGCGGGCAGCCAUGGGCCAGUACAUGCUUCUUCCACUCCCGAGACACCGAGCCAGGAGUUCGGCGGGUGGUUUCCACCCGGCAGCCAGGGCCUCCUCUGCUGCCAACGUCCUGGCUGGGAAGGUUCGCCUGUUCAGGCAAAGUCGCCGGUUUGUAGAUCAGGGAUGGUGGAGACGGAGGACCAUGGCAGACAUCACCAAUCGGCCGCCACACGGGGUGGUGUCAGGAUUCCCAGGCUGGUACUCUGGCAGCCACAGACAGUCGGCUUGGCACGCAUGAUGGCACCCCAACUCCUGGCCCGCCGGUGUGCCUUGUGGUGGGAACGU